Molecule: messenger RNA, 1938 nt
Organism: Musa acuminata subsp. malaccensis (wild Malaysian banana)
Lineage: Eukaryota; Viridiplantae; Streptophyta; Magnoliopsida; Zingiberales; Musaceae
Biological process (GO): protein transport
Source: RefSeq, a predicted model, not a curated record
CCAGCUUGCAACGCUGCACUCUGCCGCCGACCUCUCACCUUCGCCACCGCGUGAUCCCGAAGCCUUCCACCUAAAGCAAUCGCUCUUAGUCAUCCCAUCUCCAUUUGCGCCCUUCCACAUGAAAAGAGCUUAAUCACUGCGUCGUUCAUAUACUGAGACGCAACCAAGAAGGCCAAAACCGACCCGUCACCUCUUUGGCCAGCCGAGGAGGACAAGCAACGAGAUGGGAAGGAAGCUGGACAUUCUUCUCGGGAGGACAUCGAGGCAGACGUCCAAGCUGAAGACCUUCCUGGGUCUCACCGUCUCCCGCCUCGCCGUCCUCCGCAACCACCGGCAGGUCCGGCGGGACCAGGCGCGCGGCGACGUCGUCCAGCUCCUCCAGCUCGGCCAUGUCGACCGCGCCCUCCUCCGAGUGGAGCAUGUGAUCAAGGAGCAGAACAUGUUGGAUGUGUUCGUGAUGAUAGAACACUACUGCCAUCUUCUCACAGAGAGGGCCCCGCUCCUGGAUCGCAAGGAGUGCCCGGAGGAGCUGCGGGAGGCGAUCUCGAGCCUGGUCUUCGCCGCGUCGAGAUGCGCGGAACUGCCGGAGCUCGAUAAGGCCCGUGGCAUCUUCUCCUCCAGGUAUGGGAAGGAACUCGUGUCUGCUGCCGUCGAGCUGCGAAACAAUUGCUGUGUCGAUCCUAAGAUGAUUCAGAAACUGUCAACCAGGCAACCAAGCUUGGAAAUUAGGCACAGGGUGAUAAAGGAGAUUGCCGCUGAGAUAGGCAUCAAGCUGGAAUUCUCCGAGUCUUCUGAAACUGCAGAGGGGAAUUCGAUGGUCAGCCCACCAACUCAUCUCAACCUGGAGCAACUUGAAUCGGAUGAUAAUCCUGCAUUUAGGAGCCAUCAGAAGUAUGAUGAUGUGGCCAGUGCAGCACAGGCUGCCUUUGAGUCAGCUGCUUUUGCUGCGGCAGCUGCAAGGGCUGCAGUGGAACUCUGUCGAUCGGAGUCCCAAGAAAAAGGCUCUGCUGAUGAGAGUAAAGCUGGUAGCCAGAAGAGAAGUGAUAUCAACGGAUCCGAGAGUGUUGAGAUUGAGAAUUCUGCUGACAGCAAAAACUUUGAGAAGAUCCACCAUGAUCAGAACUCUGGCUCGGAUUCAGAUGAGGGAAUGAAAGCAAAACAGGAUGAUUUGCUUCACAAGGAAAGAAUCAGGGAGAGGUUCGAGAUGCAGCUACAGAGAUCAUCUUCGUCGAUCUCAGAUGCCAGUGACGAAGAUAAUGCAGGUUCGAGUGAGCAGCACUCAGCAGGAUUCAGAGGAAAGAAUAUUUUGUUUGAUGAAAGUGACAAUGAGGAAGAGAAGGAUAGGGGUUUAGGAACGAAUUUACCAUAUGCAAGCCAUGAAGAACUGAGUCCAGCAGGAAGAAUCGGCUAUGUUGUCCAAGCACAGCGGCAGUUUGAUGCAUCCUUGGAUGACAGCAAACCUGGCAAGCAUCAAAUAUACUACAGAAGAAAUGAAACAAGAAACAGUGAAAUGAACAACAAUUCAUUGCAUGAAGAGACGCACAAAGUGGGAUCAAGAUCAGGAACUGAGAGCAAUUAUUCAACGUAUAACAAUGCAGAGAAAACUUACCUGGAUUCCUCAAGUACAAUGCGCCCAUUGAAUUUGAGUUCAGGAAAAAAACCCAUCUCAGUGAGGACCCGAAGAGGACUUUAGGUGCAAGCACUUGGGUUUGAAGGACAAGAAAUGAGCUUUAAAUAAAAUUUAAGUAGUAGGCUCUUUUCUUUGGACAAUCUGAGAAUGUAAACUCCAUCUUUGACUUUGUUUUAGUGGCAACUGAAAUCUAGAGUGGGUGUGGAUUGUAGAAAAAUCAAGCUGAGAGUCUGUGAAUUGCAGUAAAAUUUUGCUCAUGUAUGUCAUCUUAUGCAAAAAUAAAGGUGUGAUUGGUUGCAGUUACGGCA